Homalodisca vitripennis (glassy-winged sharpshooter) is the source of this 2325-nucleotide messenger RNA. Its product is annotated as ATP-dependent DNA helicase PIF1-like. Gene Ontology annotation, biological process: DNA repair; telomere maintenance. Lineage: Eukaryota; Metazoa; Arthropoda; Insecta; Hemiptera; Cicadellidae. The coding region runs from base 1 to 2325 and encodes 774 amino acids. Gene Ontology annotation, molecular function: DNA helicase activity. The transcript has 2 exons. The record is from RefSeq and is a predicted model, not a curated record.
AUGUACCACCAGGUUCACAGUCUGGACGCUCCAGGUCAAAAGUUUAGGACCAAGGGAGGUGAUGUCCAGUUUGUGAACCGGUGCCGCCUGUACAUAGAUGAUGGCGAGGAGCGCAAAAACAUUGCCAUGGUGACCAGCAGAUCUACCCAUGGCCCUGUUCUUGGAGAUAGGCAAACAGGCAUUGAAGUGCACGCUGUAUUGAGCAAUGAAGACACCAUAACUGAUCCAAGAAAAUUGACCAUCUGGAAGAAGAGUGAUAGGCGUCCGUCUUCCGUUGACAAUGUCACGUACCAGACAUUUUACGAGAAGUUCAUGGUGCACACUAAGCGCCCACGUACUGCGGAAUUGUACGAACACCCCGAUGGCCAUCACUUUGUAACGACUCGCCAGCGUGGUGAGAAGGUAUGUAGGUUGAUGUGGGUCUCUCCCAACCGAGGAGAACAAUACUACCUUCGUAUUCUACUUAUGUCUACACCUUGCCGUGGUUACGUUGAUCUUCUGGCUCGUGGCGGUCCUGGUUGCCGGACGUUUCAGGACGUAGCCCGCAAUCUCGGCCUGGUGGAAGACGAAGAAGAAUACAAUCACGCGCUGCGCGAGGCAUCUACGUUUAUGACUGGACCUAGGCUCCGUUCCUUCUUCGUGAUCCUCUGCAACAUGGGAGCUCCCGCUGCUCUUCUGUGGGAGUCUUUCAAGAACCACCUUAGCGAGGAUCACUUAGAAAGGAACCCUCUCGACCCUGAACUGGCGGUGAAACUUACCUUGAUAGACAUCGAUCGGAGCCUCCGCCAGCAGGGAUCGUGCUUGAAAGAUCAUGGACUCCCCUACGUCGAGGAUGACACGACUGAGUUAGGUAGAGAGCUACUCAACUACGGCGAGAACCUCCAGCGAACCAUCGUUGAGGACUGGGUGCCCAAACUCUCCCCAGACCAGCGCCGUGUGUUUGAGUACGUUCGCUCUCUGCUUCUCAACCCCCGUGACCGACGCACUUCUAGAAUCAUAUUUCUGGACGGUCCCGGGGGUUAUGGGAAGACCUCUCUGAUUCGUGUCAUCCUUGCGUAUGUCCGUGGUUGUCGACAGGUUCCACUCGCCGUGGCUAGCUCAGGGAUUGCUGCAAGGAACAUGGCUGGAGGAACAACAGCACAUAGCAUGUUCCGACUCCCUCUAGACCUAGGUCACGGCACAGGUGUGUGGAACAUCACCAACGGGUCCCAGCGAGCAGAACUCAUCAGAGCAGCACAGCUCAUUGUGUUUGAUGAGGCCCCGAUGGCACACCGCUACAUCUUCGAGAUGAUCGACAGAUCCCUCCGGGAUCUCAUGAAUAGUAGUGUGCCAUUCGGGAAUAAGAUCUUCAUCUGCUCCGGGGACUUCCGUCAGAUUGCGCCCGUCGUUGAGAAGGCUCGCACACCAGCUGAUGUCGCGUGCGUGUCACUUCGGGCGUCACAUCUGUGGCGACUGUUCACACUAUUUUCCCUGACGACACCCCAGAGAACUAGUGGUUCCAUUGACUACUCCAACUUCCUCCUUGAAGUAGGCAAUGGAACAAUAAAUCCUUUACUUUUUGGAGAAGGCCGCGAGAGAGAGUCUCUCAUUCCCCUCACUGGGGUGAGAUGCCUCACUUCUCUCGCGGACUUAAUAACGGAUGUGUUUCCUCCUGGUGUUCUGCGAGAUCCUGAUCUUUGUGCGAGACGGGCAAUACUCUCAACUCUGAAUGUGAACGUCAAGGAGAUCAACGGUCGCAUCCUAGACCUCAUGGACGGGCGCAUUCAUGAGUUGAGAAGCGCGGACACCGUGGACAGAGAAGACGACGACGGGCUGGAUGUGGACGUAAAUCUCCUCAACCAGGCCACUGGCAAAGGAGUGCCAGAUCACGUCCUGCGUCUCAAGGUAGGCUCCGUAUGCUUAAUCAUGAGAAACUUAAAUAUCGGUGAUGGACUCGUGAACGGCACCAAAGUCAUUGUGACGGCGAUCAGCAGCCGACUGAUCACCGUCAGACUUAUUAUCGGCAACACGCAACCUAUCGGAAUUCCCCGGAUUACGUUCAGGUUCGCGUUUGCCGAAGGAUCGCCGCUCCGGGUUUGUCGCCGUCAGUUCCCCCUCAUGUUGGCGUACUGCAUGACUGGUCACAAGAGCCAAGGCCAGACAAUUGAGUACGUCGGAGUCGACCUGAGAACGGACUGCUUCACUCAUGGCCAGCUCUACGUCCUGUUGAGCAGAGUGAGACGUCCAGACGACAUCGUCGUUCUUGUACCAGACGACAGAAUAGUAGAAGGAGUCGCCUAUGCAAAGAAUAUUGUAUAUGACGAGCUCCUUCUAAACACUGAUUAA